ACUCACGGCCCCACGAUUGUGUUCUUUCUCAAUAAAAUCUCCUCAUCGGCAGAAAAAUAUAGGAAAAAAAUCAUAGUUGGGUUUGUGAAUUGAUAGGAAAGGUUUAAAACACAGUUUGCUUUGUGAACCAGAAGAACUCUGAGAGAAAAGAAAAGUUGAGAGCUGCUAAGGAUUUUGAUAAUGGCGGCGGCAGCAGUAGAAGCACCGGAUGCAAAGAAGUUGCCCCCAGGGUUUCGAUUUCAUCCUAGUGAUGAAGAAAUUGUGGGUUAUUAUCUGAAGAACAAGGUCUCUGGUAGGAAACCAGAUAUUGAAGUUAUUCGCGAGAUCGAUCUUUACAAGUGCGAGCCCUGGGAUUUGCCAGAUAAGUCUAUCUUGCCUACUACUAGAGAUCAAGAGUGGUUUUUCUUUAGCCCCCGGGACAAGAAAUAUCCCAAUGGGUCACGCUCAAACAGAGCUACUGAAAAAGGUUACUGGAAAGCAACAGGAAAGGAUCGUAAGGUGACCUCUCAAUCAGAUAAAAUUGGAAUGAAGAAGACUUUAGUCUUCUACAGAGGUCGUGCUCCAAAUGGACAAAGAUCGGAUUGGCUGAUGCAUGAAUAUCGCCUAGAUGAAACACAGUGCAUUGGAGCCCCUCAUUUAAAGGAACUUUAUGUGGUAUGCCGAGUAUUUAGAAAGCCCAAACAAGGCUUAAAGAAUGGAGAGCAAUAUGGGACCACUGGGGACUUUGAUUUCUCUCUUUCCAAGAGCAAUUCAUCUCCUACCAAUGUGAACAUUGAAGAAUCACAAGAAGAUGACACACAGGCCACUUCAGGCUUCGAAACAUCAUCUGAGAUUAUAGACAAUAAGAUUGAAGACAAUGCUGGCUUUGAUGGGUCAAUGGAUUCUUCACAGGGAAGGUCUAAUCCAGAGUAUCGUCACCUCACUUCUGUGAACAAAAAUGCUAAUAUGGAGCCGGGGACUCAAGAAUUGCCAUCCGAACCUGCAACUCAGGAGUAUAUUUAUGAUGAGGAAUUGAAUCAGCUAUUUCACAGUUUUGACGCUGAUCCUUAUACCCCUUUUGGAGGCACAAUGGAUGCCUAUUACAGAGAUGAAAUUUCUAAUUUUGAGGAUAAUUUAGACUUGCCUUUGUUCGAAGGUAUUUUUGAUGGAGUAAAUUUUGGUUAUUGUGAACAAUCCAAUGAGGAAUCAAAUAAUUAUCAAUCAUAUUCUGGAGAGGUUAAUGACAGCACACCAGAUAAUGGUGUUCACUUCCAGUUGCGCACUCGCCCUACAAAUUGGCAGGACCAUGAACAGCCAUUGCCCAGUCAGGGGACUGCUUUAAGAAGAGUUCGUUUGCAGAUAUACAAAACUGAUGAAUCUGAAGACCUGAACAAACUGAAUGGACUUUCUGGACACUGCCAGUCAGAAUGUCAUAAUUGUAACAUUGAUGACUCAGAGAGUGUUACACAGAAUGAAGGCUCUGCACCAACAUCUUUGCCAAGGAAAGCACACUCUUUUGAAGAAGAUGAUGCAGAUUCCAGUUUUGUCUAUGAUUCUGCUGAGGCUUUUGAAAGAGUUACAAAUGAUCGUAGCUUGACGGUAGAACCUGCAAAGGCUCUAGCAUCUUGCCUUUCCACUGAGGAGUCUUCAGAGAGAAGUGAGAAUUCCUUAACUGCUACAGGAUCAGAAGAAGAAUCUAUUCUUAGUGUGGCAUUGGACGCUCUGAAGAUAUCAGGUUGUGGUCAAUCUUCAUGUGCCUCAGAUGGACUCCUGAUUCAAAUCAUUCAAGAUAGCAGCGAGAGGCCUCAAGAACAAGUUAGCAAGUCUACUGGCCAUGGAGUAUCCAUUUCUGUCACAAGAGAAGAAUCAUUGAUGGACAAAUCAGAAAAUGUUGAGAAACGUGAAGAUACAAUCCCAGAAUGUAAUUCAAAAAUACCUGACCAGGCAUCUGAAUUUAGUGACAGCUCAGUAAAGGGAGUAAAACUGGCUUCUCAUGGAACUUCAUCUACAGAGCUUCAAACAGAUUCUAAAAUUUCAUCUACAAGUGCCAUGGAAAUGAAAUUGGUAAAAGAAAGCAUGAAAUAUUCUGCAUUGGAAGUGAAGUCUGCAACUAAAAUGAGUGGUAAGAAGGGUAAUUUGGAAUCUGACGGUGUAGGAAAUUUUAAUUCCAUGAAAGCCCGGGCUAUUAGUUCUCCUAGCACUGGUAUGGAAGAGAUCGGGAUCAGUGGUGAAGGAAGUGUUAAACGUGCAGGCUUCAAUGUUAUUUGGUAUGGCUUGAAGCUGAGAGGGAAACCUGGGACAAAAGAUAUGGUGUUUGAUGGUAAAGAAAAGUCAAUGGAUGCAACAGGAGGCUUUUCCCACCACUGGUCCAAAAAGGGUGGCAAUGGUUCUGUUGAUUUACAGAAGGCACAUGAUGUAUUCUUUCUAUGGGAAUGGACAAAUAUUUUUCAAGAAAAUGGAUGGCACAGUCAAUUGGUUAGCCUUAUGUUAGAGGUUGUGCCGUGAUGGAAAGCAAUGUCUUUCAAAGCAAGAUGCUAUGUUGAAGAGGUGAAGCUUGUUGUCUGGCCAACAUAUGGAUUACAGCAAUGAGAUCCAGUCAAUCCAGUCAUGUUUCAAUUCAGGUCUGGAGAUAUUCGUCUUUAAUCACAAUUGUUUAGAGAAAUUUAAGAAUAUCUUUGAAACUUUCUGUCUGCUGCAUCACAUGGCAAUAGAUAAAGGGCAUAAUGAAUGUGCAUGGUAGUAAUAACUAUAUAGCUAUCAAGAGUUCUAUGUAAGAUCUUAGGUACUUCAAUUCGGUUGAUCACGGUCAGUGGCUUUGAUUGACAGUUGUAAAUUUCAAAGGUUAACAUUCUGUUAUGGUACUAUUUGUUUUGAUUCAAAUUUCAACUCACAUCUUUCAUCAA
This is a messenger RNA of Cryptomeria japonica (Japanese cedar), 2882 nucleotides long. RefSeq names its product NAC domain-containing protein 91. The record is from RefSeq and is a predicted model, not a curated record. Lineage: Eukaryota; Viridiplantae; Streptophyta; Pinopsida; Cupressales; Cupressaceae. Gene Ontology annotation, biological process: regulation of DNA-templated transcription. Gene Ontology annotation, molecular function: DNA binding. The transcript is spliced from 8 exons. Bases 181 to 2484 code for a protein of 767 amino acids.